CUUAGGUCUGCAGCCGGCGCCAAGCCGAGCCCAGCAACCCCUCAGACUGACCGCGGAGCCAGAGGAGGAGCGCGUAGUCCCGGCCAGGCGCACAGAACUGGGAGCGGUGGCGGAAGAGAGCAACUUUGCACUGCCCUUCCCUGCUCUGCCCUCACCCAGCACUUCUCGAGAGGGUCCGAGCGGACGGGACCUGAGCGUGAGCUACGGACGAGCACCCGGGCGGACCGGGAAGAUGAUGAUGAUGUCCCUGAACAGCAAGCAGGCGUUCAGCAUGCCGCACAGCGGCAGCCUGCACGUGGAGCCCAAGUACUCCGCACUGCACAGCGCCUCGCCCGGCUCCUCCGCGCCCGCGGCGCCCUCCGCUAGCUCCCCUAGCAGCUCAAGCAAUGCUGGCGGCGGUGGUGGCAGUGGCGGGGGCGGCGGAGGCCGUAGCAGCAGCUCCAGUAGCAGUGGCAGCAGCGGCGGCAGCGGCGGGGGCUCCGAGGCGAUGCGGAGAGCGUGUCUUCCAACCCCACCGAGCAAUAUAUUCGGCGGGCUGGAUGAGAGUCUGCUGGCCCGAGCCGAGGCUCUGGCGGCCGUGGACAUCGUCUCCCAGAGCAAGAGCCACCACCACCACCCGCCCCACCACAGCCCCUUCAAGCCGGACGCCACCUACCACACCAUGAACACCAUCCCGUGCACGUCGGCUGCCUCUUCUUCGUCGGUGCCCAUCUCGCACCCAUCCGCGCUGGCUGGCACGCACCACCAUCACCACCAUCACCACCACCACCACCAUCAGCCGCAUCAGGCGCUUGAGGGCGAGCUGCUGGAGCAUCUGAGUCCCGGGCUGGCCCUGGGUGCCAUGGCGGGCCCCGACGGCGCCGUAGUGUCCACGCCAACUCACGCGCCGCACAUGGCUACCAUGAACCCCAUGCACCAAGCAGCGCUCAGCAUGGCCCACGCGCAUGGGCUGCCCUCACACAUGGGCUGCAUGAGCGACGUGGACGCCGACCCCCGGGACCUGGAGGCAUUCGCCGAGCGCUUCAAGCAGCGACGCAUCAAGCUGGGGGUGACCCAGGCCGAUGUGGGCUCCGCGCUGGCCAACCUCAAGAUCCCUGGCGUGGGCUCGCUUAGCCAGAGCACCAUCUGCAGGUUCGAGUCCCUUACGUUGUCGCACAACAAUAUGAUCGCGCUCAAACCCAUCCUGCAAGCGUGGCUCGAGGAGGCCGAGAAGUCCCACCGCGAGAAGCUCACCAAGCCCGAGCUCUUCAACGGCGCGGAGAAGAAGCGCAAGCGCACCUCUAUCGCCGCUCCAGAGAAGCGUUCGCUUGAAGCCUACUUUGCCAUCCAGCCGCGGCCCUCCUCCGAGAAGAUCGCCGCCAUCGCGGAGAAGCUGGACCUUAAGAAAAACGUGGUGCGCGUCUGGUUCUGCAACCAGAGGCAGAAACAGAAAAGAAUGAAAUAUUCUGCGGGCAUUUAG
Messenger RNA from Ailuropoda melanoleuca (giant panda), 1459 nucleotides. It is a transcript of the gene POU4F2, whose product is annotated as POU class 4 homeobox 2. The record is from RefSeq and is a predicted model, not a curated record. The transcript has 2 exons. Bases 233 to 1459 code for a protein of 408 amino acids. Gene Ontology annotation, molecular function: RNA polymerase II cis-regulatory region sequence-specific DNA binding; DNA-binding transcription factor activity, RNA polymerase II-specific. Gene Ontology annotation, biological process: regulation of transcription by RNA polymerase II. Lineage: Eukaryota; Metazoa; Chordata; Mammalia; Carnivora; Ursidae.